Messenger RNA from Hippocampus comes (tiger tail seahorse), 3310 nucleotides. RefSeq names its product DEAD (Asp-Glu-Ala-Asp) box helicase 42 (gene ddx42). The record is from RefSeq and is a predicted model, not a curated record. Gene Ontology annotation, molecular function: ATP binding; nucleic acid binding; RNA helicase activity. The coding region runs from base 90 to 2612 and encodes 840 amino acids. The transcript has 18 exons. NCBI's taxonomy places the organism in Eukaryota, Metazoa, Chordata, Actinopteri, Syngnathiformes, Syngnathidae.
AACUGGACGCGCAGAUGACGUAGGCGUUAUUCCUCCGCUGUAAAAACAAUUCAAGGGCGCUUUUUGGGACAUCAAACAACAGCAAGGCAAUGAAUUGGAAUAAAGGUGGUCCCGGUGUGAAGCGUGGCUUUGGCUUUGGGGGCUUUUCCCUCGGAGGCGGGAAAAAAGAGGAAUCAUCACUCCCCCAGAAAUCCCACGGGUCGUUCAAGCCACCAGGAUCAAGCGGCAGCGGCUACGGGAAGGGCCAAUUGCCAUCUUUCUACAAAAUUGGUACCAAAAGAGGCAAUUUUGACGAGGAGAAUGCGUACUUUGAGGACGACGAGGAGGAGUCCAGCAGCAACGUGGACCUGCCGUACAUCCCGGCAGAAAAUUCACCCACACGGCUGCAGAUGAAGUCUGGCGGCGGCUCAGACAGCGAUGACGAUCCCCUUGAUGCCUUUAUGGCUGAGGUUGAAAACCAAGCGGCAAAGGACAUUAAGAAAAUCGAGGAAAAGUCGGCCAAGGGUAUUCGCGAUGACAUUGAAGAAGAAGAUGAACAAGAGGCCUACUUCCGCUACAUGGCCGAGAACCCCACCGCCGGCCUGACGCCGGAAGAGGAGGAGGAGAACGUGGAGUAUGACAGCGACGGCAACCCCAUUGCCCCCGUCGCCAAGAAAAUCAUUCUGCCCCUGCCUCCUAUUGACCACUCUGAGAUUGAUUACCCGCCGUUUGAGAAAAACUUCUACAAUGAGCACGAGGAGCUGAACAGCCUGACUGGAACUCAAGUGGUCGAACUACGGCAGAAGCUCAACUUGCGAGUGUCUGGCGCCGCGCCGCCUAAACCAUGUACGAGCUUCGCCCACUUCAGCUUUGACGAGCAGUUGAUGCAUCAGAUCCGCAAGUCCGAGUAUACUCAGCCCACUCCCAUCCAGUGCCAGGGCGUGCCAAUAGCUCUGUCAGGCCGCGACAUGAUAGGCAUCGCGAAAACCGGCAGUGGCAAAACAGCGGCAUUUAUCUGGCCCAUGUUGGUGCACAUCAUGGACCAGAAGGAGCUGGAGCCCGGGGACGGGCCCAUUGCCGUCAUCGUGUGCCCCACCAGGGAGCUCUGUCAGCAGAUCCACGCUGAAUGCAAGCGCUUCGGCAAAGCGUACUCUCUGCGCUCAGUGGCGGUGUACGGAGGAGGCAGCAUGUGGGAGCAGGCCAAAGCUCUGCAGGAUGGCGCAGAGAUUGUGGUGUGCACCCCGGGUCGUCUGAUUGACCACGUUAAAAAGAAGGCCACAUCUCUCCAGAGAGUGUCGUACCUCGUGUUUGAUGAGGCAGACCGCAUGUUUGAUAUGGGCUUUGAGUAUCAAGUUCGAUCCAUCGCCAGCCAUGUGCGUCCUGACAGACAGACACUUUUGUUCAGUGCCACCUUCCGGAAGAAGAUCGAGAGGCUGGCCAGGGACAUCCUGAUGGAUCCCAUCCGCGUGGUGCAGGGAGAUAUUGGAGAGGCCAACGAGGACGUUACACAGGUGGUGGAGAUGCUGCCGAGUGGCACGGACAAGUGGAGCUGGCUGACGCGGCGCCUGGUGGAGUUUACGUCCAGCGGCUCUGUGCUGAUCUUCGUUACAAAGAAGGCCAAUUCGGAGGAACUGGCCACCAACCUGACGCAGGAGGGCUACAGCUUGGGCUUGCUGCACGGCGACAUGGACCAGAGCGAGAGGAACAAGGUCAUCAGCGACUUCAAGAAGAAGAACCUGCCCGUCCUGGUGGCCACCGACGUCGCCGCCCGUGGUUUGGAUAUCCCGUCCAUUCGCACAGUCGUCAACUACGACGUGGCGCGGGACAUCGAUACACACACGCACCGCAUUGGCCGGACGGGUAGAGCUGGCGAGAAGGGCGUGGCCUAUACCCUGCUGACCAACAAGGACACCACCUUUGCCGGGGACCUUGUGCGCAACCUGGAGGGUGCAAAUCAGAGCGUCUCCAAAGAACUGAUGGACUUGGCCCUACAGAAUCCAUGGUUUAGGAAGUCCAGAUUCAAAGGUGGUAAAGGAAAGAAGCUGAACAUCGGCGGAGGAGGACUUGGUUACAGAGAGAGACCAGGAUUGGGCGCUGACACCUCUGAUCGCAGCAGCACAAGCAGCGUGUUGGCUUCUUUGAGCGGCUAUGACAAACCUAGUAGCGGGGCCAUGGGAGACCGCAUAUCUGCCAUGAGGCAAGCCUUCCAGGCUCAGUACAAGAGUCACUUUGUGGCAGCGUCCGGCAACCCGCCCAAGCUUAGCGCCAAGUCCAGCAGCUCGUCCGGCUGGACCAGCGCUGGCAGCCUGAGCUCUGUGCCCACCGAGUCGCCCAGCGGCGCAGAGCGGGCCCAGGCCGUCGCCGCCUCUUUCGCCCUGCCGGGCUUCACCAGCGCCGGCUCCCUAAGCACUGUGUCCACCGCGCAGAGCAGCGUCCCGACACCCUCGCGGGAACGCAGCGAUCGUGAUCGAGAAAGGGACCGCAGCAGCCACAACAGCGACAGCCGCGACAGCCGCAACGGCGAUGAAAGCAGGCGGGACAAAGAGGACAGAAGGAGCGACAGGGACAGAGGAGACGAUAGCUUCGCUGUACCCGAGCCGCCAAAACGUAGAAAGAGUAGGUGGGACAACUAAUGGUGAAAACAUUGCAGAUAAAUGCAGCUACUGUACAAAACCCAUCAAGACCGCUUUGUCCGCAGCAUCCAGCAAUAGUAUGGAGCCCCAGGCAUGACCUGGGGAGGGGAAAAAUUUAAUUGUGGCCACUAUACAGCUCUGAAAAAAAAUGGACCCCCUCUCCCCCAAUAAAAUAAAACACUGGGUUUUUCCUUAGUAUUCACAAAUUUUCAUCUGGAAUGAAUGUGCUGAAUAACAGUGCUUGUGUUUGGAAUACAGUAGUGUGAGUGCUUUACAGAAUGAAACAAAAAUUCUCAUAUCCCUAUUAGAUAGCAAAAUCAGAGAAUUGAACCUUUUGUCUGCACGUUAUAUCUAUAUUGUUCCCAGAAUGAUUCCCCCCCAUGCCCUGUUUUGGGGCUCCUUCCAUACAUUUUAUUCACAUCAGUUCAUGUUGUGCCCCCCUACCCCCCUUACAACUGGACUGCUGGUGUGUGCUUCAUUUCUUUAGAAAACAAUGCAAACUUUUUGGUUGUUAAUAAUACAAAAAAAAGUGCUCUGUGAUAAUGUCGAACAUGCUUGUUAUUUUUCUUCUAUUUGAGUUGUAGUGAAGAAGUGCCUUCCCCUGGCAUGAAUCUCUUCUGUAUGCUCUAGACUGCUUUUUCUCGUGUUCAUUAAUUCAUUCAUACAAAAAUGUUUUAUUAAAGACUUUUGAACGCAUA